GAAAUCAUCAACGAUGGCUUCCACCACCAUUCUCUUACUUCCCCUUCUCUUUCUAUUGUGCUCAACCUUGAACUUGACACCUACAAAAUCACACAAGUCUUAUUCUUAUAUCAACUCCAUUAACAACAACGAUGGCUUCUCAAUUUCCCUCAUCCAUAAAGACUCACCUCUGUCUCCAUUAUACAAUCAUUCCUCAAGCUCCCUCAAAGGACGUGGCCCCAUGGCAUGCCUUAACAUGCCAACAAGAUUAGUAGGAUCAUCACGACUAUCACAACACUUAAUGAAUGGCGAUCCUCCCUCAUCAGAUGUGUCGGCACAAGUAGUGUACGACCGAUGCCAAUACAUAGCCUCCUUUUACAUUGGCACCCCGCCACAACAAGUGUACGCUUUUAUCGAUACAGCGAGUGAUAUAACUUGGACAAAUGCAAGAACUGCAUUCCACUCCUCCAUGUCCAGAACUUACAGAUCGCUACGGUGUAACGACAAUACUUGCAAGCUUCUUGAAAAGAGAACUUGCAACAACAAAAAUGAUGAUGAGGCAUGUACGUACAAACUAGAAUAUGAGGAAGGUCCAUCAACUUAUGGUGUACUCUCAAAAGACAAGUUCUGGUUCGAUGCCGAUGGACCCUCUGGUCAGCAUAAUUCGCCGAGGGAUGUUGGAGUCUUAAGCUUCGGCCUCAACCACGAUGUAAGCCCCGUUGACUUCAAUGGGUUGGACAUCCAUGGUUCUUUGGGCUUGAGCCGUGACCCUCCCUUUUCUUUGAUCCAUCAACUCGGAAUUAAAAGGUUCUCACAUUGCUUUGUGAGAAGAUCUAGUGGAGGUAGCAGCAGCUUGCAUUUCGGUUCAAAAGCAGUGAUACAUCCUGAAGAUGCAACACCACUGGUGCAACUUCCAAGUAACGAAGUACAGCUUUAUUAUGUUGAUCUAGAGGGAAUCAGCGUUGGCAACACCAGAGUUAACAUUCCUCCGGCGAUCUUCAAGCGAACAAGCGAUCGCCGCGGAGGAUUCCUCAUUGAUUCCGCAUCAAGGUACACAAUGCUUAGAAGCGACGCUUAUGAUGCGUUUCUAAACUUGGUUAAACAAAUGGUGACUAACGUGCAUGUAGUACCGUAUCCACCAGAAGAGCAAGACAAAACAAUUUACAAGAAAGAGUUCUGCUUUACAUCCACCAAUAGCACUGAAAGAGAGUUGUUGCCAAGGGUGACGUUGCACUUCGCUGGUGGUGUUGAUCUUCAGCUGAUUAAUGACGUUGUUUAUAUUGAAUAUGUUGAGCCUCUUUGGUGCCUUGGCAUUCUUAGAUCUGAUUCCAAAGAUGACGUGUCGUUCCUUGGGAAUAUUCAAAUGAUGAACUUGAAUAUUGGGUUUGAUCUUGAGAACAAUAAGGUUUCUUUCACAAAUACAGUUUGUGCAGCUUCGGGGUAUAAUGAC
Arachis ipaensis is the source of this 1429-nucleotide messenger RNA. Its product is annotated as aspartic proteinase nepenthesin-2-like. Gene Ontology annotation, cellular component: extracellular region. Lineage: Eukaryota; Viridiplantae; Streptophyta; Magnoliopsida; Fabales; Fabaceae. The record is from RefSeq and is a predicted model, not a curated record.